Messenger RNA from Exaiptasia diaphana, 1161 nucleotides. RefSeq lists its product as uncharacterized. The transcript is spliced from 2 exons. The coding region runs from base 1 to 1161 and encodes 386 amino acids. The record is from RefSeq and is a predicted model, not a curated record. Lineage: Eukaryota; Metazoa; Cnidaria; Anthozoa; Actiniaria; Aiptasiidae.
AUGUUGGAGUGCGAACRUCUGAGAAGAAACAAGCGGCCGCAGGUUGCCAAGCGGCUCAUCAAUGGCUACUGUAGUCGAAAGCGAGCACACAGUCAAGCUGAUGCUGCUGUCCCUGAACGUCUUGAAAGCCACACAAUAACUCCAAUCGAUGGGCGAAAAAAGCAGUGUGUCCAGUCAAGGAUUUGCUCAAAUCUCUCGAAAACCAUUGCUGAGUCCUUUAAAUCGUUUAWAUCAGAACUCGAAAUCGAGUAUCGUKAUGACCUGRACGAAGCAGAUGAAAAUGACCUUGAAGAACUCGAGGAGCCGCCAGCAAAGAAGCAAGCUUCUCAUGCUGAGGACAAGAGCRUGACAAACAUAGACRCAGCUGUAGCAAAGCUGACAGACACAGCAAACCCUAAUACUAACUCUAGUGAAGGGAAGUUUGAAGUGCUUAAUAGCUUAAAACAGGACCUUAAGAGAGAAGAAACAGGUCCAACUGUAAACGCAGACCUUGCAAACGUGGUUAAUGCCAUGUGCAAGGACGGUCUACCGGAUGAAAAACUCCAGGAAAAGAUGAAUAAAUAUCAUAGACCGGAGAACUGUGAGUCGCUGACCAAAGUCCGUGUCAAUCAAGCKGUAUGGGACAAUUUGACCCCAUCUAUUCGCUCACAGGAUGUAAAACUGCAAAAAGUUCAAACCGCCAUCUUUAAAGGAAUGUGCGCGUUGACAURCACUAUUGACAGCUUACUAACGCAUAUGACAUCGCUUCCCAAGGGAAACGACCUCUUGCAGAAGUCAACUGAUGCACUUGCUCUGUUUGCUAAUGCAAAUAAUGAGUUAAAUCAAAGACGAAGAGAGUUAAUUAAACCAGACUUGCACGAUGAAUACAAGCAUUUGUGCUCGUCUUCAUUGGAAAUUACAGACCAAUUAUUUGGCGAUGAUUUGCCGAAGCAGGUCAAAGAGUUGACUGAGGUCAACCGUGUUGGCAAGAAGGUGUCAACAAGCAGCGGACGCCCAGUGUCCAGAUCUGAUUAUCAUCAUAACAGACAUAGCUAUGGCCGAAAUCGACAUGGCUAYGGAUCCCAUCGUUAUAAGAAGCCUUUUUUAGGCUCAGGCAGAGACAACUACAACAAGAACCAUCCCCAGAACUUCAAAAAGAAGAAAGAGGGGAAGCAGAAGUGA